GAUGGCUAAUUUAGAAGCUCUAAAAAUUGCCCAAACUAUUGGCUCAGCUCAACGAAUCAGGCAGAACAACAUCAAUAAUAAUAGAAAGACUAGAAAACGAUCAUCAAGUAAGAGAGCAUCAGGAGGCCGAAAAAGUGCACGUACUACCAAGAGAAGAACCGUAAAGCGAAAGAAGCGGUCAGCUGUUAUGAAAAAGCGAUCUAGAGGACGAAAGGGAACGAGAAAAGUUCGUUCGUCUGCUAGAGGUGGAUGCUAA
Messenger RNA from Dimorphilus gyrociliatus, 256 nucleotides. Lineage: Eukaryota; Metazoa; Annelida; Polychaeta; Dinophilidae. The record is from the annotation of a GenBank genome assembly.